AGUAGACGGUAAGGUGCCAUUUUAAUCUGUGGCUGUCAAAUUUUUUUGUCGUUCGAUAUAAUUUAAUUAAAAAUGUUAUAAAAUUACUUAUUUUUUAUCAUAAUCCGUAAUAAAUUAUGUAUUUUUUUUUAAUUAUUAAAAUCUACCUACCGAUAUAUAGUAGAUCCAUAAAUUAAUGAUUUUGAAUUGAUUAUAUAAACUUACGAAUUAUGGAACAGUUAUUGCAAAACACAGAAGACAAAGUUCCUGUAAAAUUUUCUUCAAUAGGAAAGACACUAAUAUAUGUCACAGGCGGUUUAGGAAUCGGCGUUAGUGUUAUUUGUAUACCAUUUGUUUCACCGGCACUGAGGAAAGUUUGUUUGCCAUAUGUACCUGCUACCACUGAACAAUUAGCUGGAGUUACAAAGGCUUUGUCCGGCCGUUGUGGAAGAUUGUUAGAUGUGGGUUCUGGCGACGGUAGAAUCGUAUUUACAGCUGCUACGUUAGGUUUUAAAGCUGAUGGUGUAGAACUAAAUCCUUGGCUGGUUUAUUACUCUAGAAUAGUAGCACUAUUUAAUACUCGGUACCAUAAUACCAAAUUUUACAGAUGCAAUUUGUGGACUUUUGAUUUAAAUCCAUAUGAAAACAUUGUAAUUUUUGGAGUAGAACAAAUGAUGAAAGAUUUUGAGAAGAAAGUUUUAGAAGAGACAAGUAAUGGUACUGUAAUAAUUGCAUGUAGAUUUCCUUUACCUAAUAUGAAACCAAUUGAAACAAUUGGUCAUGGUAUAGAUACUGUGUGGAAAUAUGUAGUUAAAAAAUAAUUUGAGUUAGGUAUAUUUUUUAUAAACUUAAUAAAUUAUUUACAAUUA
Messenger RNA from Galleria mellonella (greater wax moth), 848 nucleotides. RefSeq names its product ATP synthase subunit C lysine N-methyltransferase. The record is from RefSeq and is a predicted model, not a curated record. Gene Ontology annotation, cellular component: mitochondrion. The coding region runs from base 210 to 800 and encodes 196 amino acids. Gene Ontology annotation, biological process: positive regulation of proton-transporting ATP synthase activity, rotational mechanism; peptidyl-lysine trimethylation; regulation of mitochondrial ATP synthesis coupled proton transport. NCBI's taxonomy places the organism in Eukaryota, Metazoa, Arthropoda, Insecta, Lepidoptera, Pyralidae. Gene Ontology annotation, molecular function: protein-lysine N-methyltransferase activity. The transcript has a single exon.